Rhipicephalus sanguineus (brown dog tick) is the source of this 2027-nucleotide messenger RNA. It is a transcript of the gene Gyg, whose product is annotated as glycogenin-1. Bases 268 to 1470 code for a protein of 400 amino acids. Lineage: Eukaryota; Metazoa; Arthropoda; Arachnida; Ixodida; Ixodidae. Gene Ontology annotation, cellular component: cytoplasm. The record is from RefSeq and is a predicted model, not a curated record. The transcript has 7 exons. Gene Ontology annotation, molecular function: glycosyltransferase activity.
UGAAGGAAAACGAGCAUAUAUUCGACCUUGCGGCGUACAGGCAACGACCUUGGCGGGCUGUCACAUCCUGUGCGGUCGCUUCACGGCAUUGUCUAAUAGAAAAAAUAAUAGGACUGCCGCCGUGACACGCCUACCCGGCGGCGAUCAACGAACACCCCCGGCUUUAAGGGCAGUGUCGUUACCGGCCGGCGGUGCGGCGCCGAUAACGUUGCUACGCUUGUGCGUGUGCACAGACACGCCUAUUCUUGGUAGCGAGCCGCCGAUGCCAUGAACACGCUUAACAUUUCCACCGAUUUGACAGCCGCUGCCAGUUGUUCACCUAUGAGAUUCGACUCUGCCUGCUACGAACAAGAAAGCGGCGACGCCGGUGAGGUGACCGAUGAAGCAUAUGUCACGUUGGCAACGGACGACACCUACUCGCUGGGUGCUCUUGUGUUGGCUCACUCCCUCAAGAGGGUGCAUACGUCACGGCAGCUGGUCAUCCUCAUCACCAGUUCAGUCACAACGCAGAUGAGGUCACUGCUAAGCCAGGCCUUCGACCUUGUGGAGGAGGUGAACCUGUUGGAUAGCAGAGAUCCUGCGAACCUGGCCCUGCUCAAUCGGCCAGAACUGGGUGUCACAUUCACCAAGUUGCACUGUUGGAGGCUGGUGCAGUUCAAGAAAUGCGUCUUCAUGGACUCUGACACCCUGGUCCUCCAAAACUGUGAUGAGCUAUUUUCCAAGGAAGAGCUCUCUGCCGUACCAGACGUUGGCUGGCCUGACUGCUUCAACUCUGGUGUUUUUGUUUUUGUCCCCUCUGAGUCCACCUACAAUGCCCUCAUCAAGUUUGCUGGGGAACAUGGCAGCUUUGAUGGUGGUGACCAAGGCCUGCUGAAUCUGUACUUUCACGACUGGGCAACAAAGGACAUCACUAAACAUCUUUCCUUUAUUUAUAACAUGAACUCGAAUGUGUCCUACACCUACUUGCCUGCAUACAAACAAUUUGGCCAGGAUGUAAAAAUUGUCCACUUCCUGGGCCCGGUGAAGCCAUGGCACCAUGCAUUCAACCUCCUGACUGGCCAAGUGCAGCCACACGGCAGUAGCCAGCACAUGUUUGACCAUCUGCAGUUCUGGUGGGAACUCUUCAUGACGCACGUCCAACCCAAGCUAUUCCCAGAAUGUGCUGGCCUUGCUGGUGAGAUGUCCAAGCUGACAAUCAAGACUGCGGAAGAGCUGCGGCGCACUCCUACCGACCAGACAGUCUACGGAGGCUCCGAAGCACGGCAGUAUGCCUGGGAGCGGGGCCAGAUUGACUACAUGGGCGAGGAUGCAUUCGCCAACAUCCAGAAAAAGCUGGACUCAGCCAUGACGACACCGGCCGAACCUGCCAUCACUGAGAGUACCCACCAGGAAAAGAAGGCUGGCGACAAGCAGGUGUCGGGCACCAAAACACCACCAUCUGUGAAAUCCAAGAAACAGUCGAAGAAGUGAACGUGCCACACCUGUCUGGGGGUGCAUACUGGAAAUUAACAGGGAUGUGGGCAUACUUAAACUGAAGGAAAGGGUGCGAGGCAUCAGUUUAUUUUCUCAGUGUGCAAUAUUGCUGCAUGCGCAUUGUUGUGCUCAUUGAUGGCCUUCAAACAUCACGUCUUUUUCUGUUUUAUAGCGUAGUGUGUUUGUUUGCCUGAACUGUUUUCUUUUUGUGCCAAACCACUAGUGACUAAUGCUCUCAUUUUUAGCUCCAUAGGAGCCCUUUCUCUUUUUAUGUAUUUCAUGCAGCAGAAGCACCCAUUUUUUUUCCCCCCUAGUACAUCACCAGAAUCUUUUGCCAUAGGAGAUGUUGCUGUGUACAGGCAAUUUUUGCUACUCACACAUGUAUAGUUUUUUACAAAUUUGAGGUUUUGUUUUGUUGCAGAGCUGGCCUUUUGAGCUCUCGCCUAUGUGCACUUUUUGAAGCUGGCAUCUUUGACUGACUUUACUAUUGCUUCCUUUUAGGCUGUUGAAAUGUGGCAAAAUGGAAAUAUAUAUUAUACACUCAUGUUCUACAA